Labrus mixtus (cuckoo wrasse) is the source of this 1414-nucleotide messenger RNA. RefSeq names its product zinc transporter ZIP9. Gene Ontology annotation, molecular function: metal ion transmembrane transporter activity. The transcript is spliced from 7 exons. NCBI's taxonomy places the organism in Eukaryota, Metazoa, Chordata, Actinopteri, Labriformes, Labridae. Gene Ontology annotation, cellular component: membrane. Gene Ontology annotation, biological process: transmembrane transport; zinc ion transport. The coding region runs from base 18 to 950 and encodes 310 amino acids. The record is from RefSeq and is a predicted model, not a curated record.
AAGACUAAGUGAUCGUCAUGGACGGAGGGUUAACUAUCACUUUAAUUUCUGUUGCGAUGUUUAUUGGCUGUUUUCUGCUUGGAUUCAUUCCGCUGUUAUUCAAGCUGUCUGAGAAAAGCCUGAAGUUCGUCUCCAUCCUGGGGGCAGGACUCUUGUGUGGGACAGCCCUGGCCAUAGUCAUCCCUGAGGGAGUGAGUUUACUGGAAGAGUCAUGGAGAGCGUCCUCCUCCUCUGAUGCGCCCUCCGAUCCGAACUCCUCCGAUAAAAACGUCACCUCCUCAGAAGAAGGCCCCCCGCCUCGCUUCUUCAUCGGCGUCGCUUUAACUUUCGGAUUCACCCUCAUGUUUGUCGUGGAUCAGAUCGGCAAUUACCUUUCCAUGCGAGACCAAUCAACUUGUAACCGCGUCGGCAUCACGGCUACUUUGGGGCUGGUUAUUCAUGCUGCAGCUGAUGGAUUUGCUCUGGGUGCAGCAGUGUCCACAGGUCAAGUGUCGGUGCAGGUGAUUGUGUUCUUUGCUGUAAUUCUACACAAGGCUCCUGCUGCUUUUGGUUUGGUCUCCUACCUGAUGCACGCAGGUCUUGAAAAGAAAUACAUCCAGGGACAUUUACUCGCCUUUUCUGCUGCAGCGCCUCUAGUCGCCAUCCCCACUUACUUCAUAUUACACGCGUCUGGCAGCUCAUCUCAGAACCAGCUCAGUGCGACAGGUGUGGGGAUGCUCUUCUCAGCGGGGACGUUUCUCUACGUGGCCACCGUGCACGUCCUCCCCGAGGUCAGCAGCAGCAGCAGCGGAGCGGAGCACCCCCUCUCAGACCUCCCCCCCUCAGACCUCCAGCAGCAAACCGUUGCCGAGCCGCACAAGCAUCGACACCUGGGGCUCUUAGAAAGCCUCACCCUCAUCCUCGGGGUCGGCCUUCCCGUGGUGCUCGCUCUCGGCCUUCGUGACGACUGACAAAAGGAACACCAGAGCAAAUAAGUGAAGUGAGGAGAGACUGAGCAGCCCACGCCUUGAAGGAACACUGUGAGCACUUAACACUGAACAGGGUUUGAUUCCUGUACGGCUUUCCCAAAGUAGAAAACAAAAAAGCUGCGUUUACACCAAAAAAUGACGAGGAACUGUGAGUCCGAUUUCAUUUUAUUUCCGGGGACCAAAAUGUUCCUCCAGCAGGUCGAAAGAACAUGUGAAGACAAGGCAACUUAAUGUGCUGCAAGUGAAAAGUUCACACCUGUUUGAAGAGGUCACACCCGUUUAAUUUAAAACUGUCACAGCUGCAGAACUCAUUACACAUCGCCCAAAGAGCCCCAGUAGAGAAGCACAAACAUGCAUUCAUACACCUGAUUUAUAACAAACGACUACCCCCAAAAGCUGGACUUUUUGCCGGGGUAUAAAAAGUCCCAGUGACUGUAUGAAGAGUG